Molecule: messenger RNA, 9752 nt
Organism: Spirometra erinaceieuropaei
Lineage: Eukaryota; Metazoa; Platyhelminthes; Cestoda; Diphyllobothriidea; Diphyllobothriidae
Source: the annotation of a GenBank genome assembly
AUGGAAAACAUUGAAGUCUUCCUGAAGGCUGCGGAAGCGUAUGGAGUCCCGAGGACAAGCCUCUUCCAAACUGUGGAUUUAUACGAGACAAGAAAUAUGAGUCAAGUGAUCAGCUGUCUCCUUCAACUGGGAACAGAGGUAUGUUAAAAGUCCCCUUUAGCCUCAAGAUUGAAUUACAGGCAUUUUUCGACUAUCCGCGACACAAUUAGCAUUCAAAACUAACUGAAUUUUACAGUAAUAUAAGCACGCUUUUACUCUUCCUAGGGCUACUAAUUUUACCAAGACUGACGCUUUAGUCUCUCUAGGGCUGCUAGUUUCAUCACGUCAAAUGUGGAUGAAGAUAAAUAAUGGCACCUGGUAGGUCUAAAGAGUAAAAAUAUAGACACAACACCAUUAUGAGCGUAACUGUCUUCGGAGUUACUGAUUUCCUGGGCAAAUGUGCACGUUCCGUUUUGAUUUCCAAAACUUCUUUUAUUUGUCCUUGAGAUGCAGAACGCCCUCAUUUCGCAGCGCCAUUCCCACGUGUCCUUGAAUUUACCUUCACUGACCUGGAGCAAUUUAAAAUAAAAUUUACCGACCUGACGGUUGAAAUACUUGCUGGCGUGACAGUACUGCUACCCGUCAUGAUCAUGUGGUUCGUGGUUCGGAGCAAUAAACACCCCAGCGACGUCACUUCAAGGACAUUUGGAAUAUCUGUGGCGCCUCUGGAGCGUAUAAACCUUCCGUUCUCCCCGCUCUUCCGCCGCGCCAGAGAUCACGUGACCGCGGCCCUGGAGCAGAAGAAGUGCCCUCACGCUGAUUAGCACUCACGUGACGCUUAGUCACUGGCAUCCACAUCAUCCAUGCGGCGAUGCGCGCAGCUCCAGGGUCGACUGGUCGUCAGGGCCGCAAGUUGCCAUCAGGAUUCUGUACAGACAAAACUCCUGUGAGUAUUAAUCCGGACCUAGCCUGAUUAUUGUAGUGGUUAAUAAACUGCUAACAAUGCUAUCCGUCACGCAUCUUCACACAGUUAAAGGUAGCAUUUGGAUGAUGGGUCGAACAAGUAAAACAGCAGCGAAAUCUCAGCUGAGUCAUAGCACAUGAUCUCAUUUUCUGUCGCCUGGACUCAACCCUUCCCCUGAAACAUGCCGAGGGGAGGGAGAAUAAAAUCGGUCCUAUGUGACUUGGUUUUCAUUGUCGAGUUAACGCGUCAUUAACCGACUUGAAUGAUUGCGGACGGCAGCAGUAUAGAGGAGUACCCCACUUAACUGUCAGUAGACUGUGCAUCGUGUCAUAUGGGGUUUUAUCUUGGCAUACAUUUGCAGGCUGUUGCAUAAAUUACACUGGCAACAAAGAUUACUUUCCACUACCCCACAUCAUAACUCAAAAUCCGUUAUUUCGUGAAAUUUACUUUUUGUUUCUUGUUUCAUUACUACCCUCAUUUCCGCUGUCGUACAAUAGCGUAAGAUAAGACUUUCGGCAUAAAUUCAGGCAAUUUUUGUGUUUUCUUUCAUUUUGUCAGCUUACUGUCUAGCGUGCUGCCCCACCCAUACAACUCCCUUUACCAUAAAUCACGUAUUGUACGAUCCACAGUCUAAUGACAGCUAAGUGGGGUAAUUCUUUAUACCGUUGCCCUUACUGCGGGUAAUAGCGCCCAACUCUGCUAAGCCUGGUUAGGUUGGUGUAAGCCAUGCCUGAAUAUUCAUUUUAUCUAAACUUACCUUCAGUGGCCCAUAUGAAGUCUUGUCGCCCAGAGUGAUGUCGGUCAUCGCCCAGCACGGCGGUCAAGCAGACAGAAUCUCUCACAGAGCUUACCUUGACUUGCCUCGCCCUAAAACGGCCCGCAAUUAAAGAAAUCCUGCUGCCCAUCAAAAGGAACAACUUAAAAUCGUGACUUAGAUGCCUUCCCAGAGGUCUGAUAGUUCAUCGGUCGCGUCCGUCGAUGUCCACUGUGUAAUAAGGCGAGAUCAGGCAUGGUGACAUGUGCGUGAAUUAGUUUAUAGUGACGGUAGACUUGCGCAGCAUCUACUUCACUCUCAGUCCCCUACACUCCACCUGGGCCCGGCGUCGAGACAGACUCAAAAAGACCGGAGGCGUGAGAGGGCGCAUGUGGCUAGCACGGCCGGAUCCGCACCUGGGCGUGCCAGCAUACCCCCUGGUCUACAACAAACACUUGAUCAAGAUUUUAACCGAAAACAAAAGUGGGUCAGAAAGAGGAGAGAUCAGAGACCUACAUACCGUUAGUCUGCGGUUGCCGGCUGAUGUCAAGAAUCGUUCACAGGCCUCACAGUUAAUGUCUCGCACUUUGUUACGGCGCCUUUUGCACACCAUAAACAACUCACACCCCACCCGCAGAUACCGCUACUGUCCAAACUGGUCCUUGUGGACUGACGUAUUUUGCACUAGACCAGGUCGCUUCUGCAGGCACCCAGGACCCCCAUUCGACGUUGUAGAUCAGGGCAUAAACUUCCAUGCUCAAGAGCCUAUCAAAUGCAGAUGCAAGUGCUGAUCUAUGGAAAUUAUCUACUCUGCCAUAGGCAGAGCCUAACCACCAUGGCCUUAAGCUCAAGUUCAGAGUAGAAAGAAGAUAAGUCAUGCGCAUGUGGAGGGAGGAAUUUAUUCUGUAUAGAAAGCAGCUGGACAAAAGACGAGCAAAUGUUGCGUUGUCGGAGUGCGUGUCCGAGUGCCUAGAACGGGAUUGCGCGCACGCCAGCCUUGAAGUUGAUUGGUGGCAGGUUUGCGCAUCCAUAAUUAGCCGAGCCCCAAACGGAGUCUCUCGGUUUCGGAGUUUGAUCGGACUCUCUGAUAACAUCAUAGUGCGCCACAGCUCAACAUUGACGACGAAAUUGCGACGAUCAACGUCCGGAUGCGAUCGAGCAGGCAAUCAUUACACCAAUGACGAUCACCAACUGUUAAUUAUGUCAGACAUGUGGCUUAAUGGCAGCUGCAAAGACUGCACCCCUUGAUCCACAGUUGCUUCUGUCUCUGAUGAUGGAUUCGAGUGAGCAGCCGAAACGUUAGGCAAAUAAAAUUCUUGCUCCAGUGAUCGCAUCUCCUGCUCCUCACGCGUCUCAUGAAGCUCAGCCUUUUGCUUGUACUGAGUCCCUGAAUGCCAGCUGAUCGACUGCCGCUGACACGUGCGUGCAUGUGUGUGACAAACAGAUAGGCAGCGUUGCAGUAGACGCCGACAGUAGGGCCACUACAAGUGCUUUGACGGGCGAGAUUUUGAAACAGGACCGACUUUAAGACGGAAGAAGGCGUUCAACUAGCCGUCUAAGAUGUCACACACGUACGGCGUCGCCGGAAACGGGUGUCCGAAUGCCAUGAGCGACGGCGCAUACAAACCAGCCUUGAAGUCAGACAGCCGCGAUUGGUAGAGCCCCAUACAGAGCUUCUCGGUUUCAGCGCUUUGUCGAACGCAAGGAGAACACCAUACAGAGCCGCUACUCAACACCGGUUAAUGUGGACUCGCAAGCCAUCAUCGCACUAAUUACGAGCAAUGGCGAUGAAUGGGGGAAUUUCUAAUUAGAGUUGGUGUAUGGUGCCAUGGCAACUGCUUCCCAAUAAAUACAGCAGCCUUAUCUGUCUCCGCUGAUGGGUUCCAGCGAGGAUCCGAAAGGACAGGUCGGGAACAUCUGUGCAAAGCAUGACGUCAAAAAGGACUACUGACACAGAUUCGCUCUCCGGGUCAUCUGAAGAAGCGGAAGAGUCAGGACCUUCUCUUGGUUGCACACGAGAAUAAAUACCCCCUCCCCCCAUAUUGCAUGUGAAUUUACGCUGACUUCAAUGGAUGUGAUAAUUGCCUAUACGGGCGAAGAUGCGAAUUCCAGGAAUUAGUUGAUAAGACGUAGAAGCGACCGUCGGAACAGGAGCUUUAUUUGCCUGACGUUUUAGAUUCACGCUCGAGUCCAUCAUCAAAGACAGUGACGGAUGGGGGCGAUGCGGGCACAGAAAGUUGCAGUGGUUGUAGGAUGAAGUCGCUAUGCUACUGCAUAUCUAUAAUGAUCAGGUUGGAGUUGCACACAGACCGGAGGGCACCAUAAGGCGUCAGACAAUGAGACCAAAAGACCCACUGCCACGGAGAGAAGCCUCUAGAGUCAUUUACCGGAUCUGGUGUGGUUACAGGCAGAGCAACUGCGUCGGAGAAAUUGGAAGGCUGUUCCGGACGCGAAUCACCGAACACGCGACGACAGUUCGGAGAAAUGACGUCUACUCUCAAGUCGCGACACAUUCGACGAGACCCGGCGACACAUCCGACUUCGAUAAGGGCGAAAUUCCCCCGAGAGGUGAUAAUCGCGUGAGCCGCGAGUUGCUUGAGUCAUGGUUCACGGGCUCUCAGUCUAUUAACAAGUGCAGUGAUAUCCCCACCCCAUAUUCGGUGAGCUAGGUGGCCGAGCAUUCAUCACGCCAACAUCCAACACGAACGACGAAAUAUCAGCAAUUAACAACGCGUAUGUCGACCAUCAAGCCAUUAGCGCACCAUCGGGCAACAAUCCUCGAUAAAGGUGAGAGCAGUUAAUUAACAUAGUAACUGCCUCCUAUAAAUACUGCAAAUUCCAGUGCAAGAAUCUGCUACUGUCUCUGAUGAUGAGUUCGAGCGUGAGUCCGAACGUCGGGCGAAUAAAGCUCCUGUUCUUGCGAUAACUUCUACCUCUUGUCGAUGUGAUUAUUCUCAUAUCAUAGCCUUAGCCCCAAUCCUAACCCUGGCUCUCCUAACACUAGCCCCUUGGAGUUUAGUGCAAGGCCGCUUGUAAUACGAGAAUGGGUACUUAUUCUCGUGUAUUGAACGUCUUGUGACGUUCACCGGAACGGUCUAUCUCGGUGACUUUAUGAGAAGCUGUAACGUAUGUUCCCUGUGAGCCAUACACGAUUUUCUUCUCUGCAAGACUCAUUCGACCUGAUUUAAAACUGUUCUUGGUUUACUCCCUGCUGUCACGCAAACCCUAAAACAUCAGGGGUGACUGUCUUAGAAGGUCAUCGGUUGUGUUUACUGCAGAGAUCCUUCACUGUCUCACCACCCCACAGCUGGGUUAAUUCUGAAAAAAUUAAAUGCCUGACAGAAGUCAGCAACACUUAUCUAAAGGUGAUGGCAUUGAAAUUCGUGCUCGGGUGGGCGCAGGGCACGUCUUUGUUUUGAUUUGCAACCAACCCAUCAUAACGCAAAAGUUCGGAAAUCAAAGAGCAAUCUAUACUUGCCGAGGGUGUAAGUCGACAUGUUUUUCGGAGUACUUAGAUAGCAAUUUCACUAGCUGAAAAGAUCGUAUCAAGUGUCUUUUUGAAAAACCUGAACUUCAAGCACAGGAUCUACCGGCGUGUGCCUCGUGAUAACAAAGUCAAGGAAGGUUUGUAGUCACCGUGAAAUAAGAAACGUACACUCCGACACAUUCAGCUUCGAAGAAGUAUGAAUGCCAUCCAAAAGGGUCAAGUGAUACUAGCACUUGUAGCAGAGGAUAUUCUUGGCACAUACUGGUGGCCGAUAGUAGUUGUUCUGUCGCUUCUAUGACCUCUAAGAUUAUCGAUCGAUUCUUAUCUCAGUACCACCGAAACCCUCAAAGAGGUAGGAAAGUUGCCAUGAAACGCUGGACAACAAAUUGACUGCACUUUUCGGAGUUUCUGUAAGUGAAUGGAAGCUAAUUUUUCAAAAACCUUCACGCGCUGAAGCUGAAAAGUACAGUUAAAUUGGUCUCCAAUGAGUAAACCUGAUUUGCAGAGGUGAGUAAUGUCUGUCCAUACAAAUAACUGAGUAAAUAAAACAGAACAGCACAGCGUCCAAAAGGCCUAUUAGACGGUAUUAUUCAAGCAUUCCUGUCAUACGCAGUCCUGCAGUUAGACACGUGUGUGGCGGUUGGUUAUGGGUUUAAAAAUUCCGCUGCGAGAAUUCGCCGAAUUCUUUUAUCUGAGCGUUUUCUGCAAUGCGCUGGACUACGGACAAGAGGUCUUCCCUUAAUAGUACAUGGUUACAUGUCGGAGGUCAGAGGUGAUCAAGAAAUAGGAAUACAAUUAGUAGAUGCGAUAAUAAGCGUGCCGUUUUCUUCGCAUCGAGAAAAGUUUUCUUCCGUAUAAUUUUGAUUAUAGAGAAAAAAAGUGUUCUCACGCUCCCCAAAAUCAACAGAUUUAUAGGGGCCCGAACUAUACAAAUAUCAAACGUGCUACUCUGACUCCACAAAGCAACUUAUAAAUGUUUUAAUUGCCUAAAAUGAAAUUUAUUUUGACCAAACUAUGAAAAAUUCGAUGGUCUUGGUGGGAUUUGAACCUUCAACAGCGAGGAGAAGGCUUGAUUACAAGCCAACAUUCUGGCCACCUGAGCUACAAGGCGCCACUUGGAGCCGUGAAUUUAGUUCCACUUGGGUCAAGUUACCCGCUCAGCCUAUUGAAAAACAUGAAGCCUACCAAGUCUGAUACAGUAAGCUGUCUGCCAAAGCGGGAUUUCCUGAACAAUUCAUUUGAAAUCCACCAGAUGACUGUCCGGAUCACGUCAUUGAUUUAUAUUUUUGGCAGAUAUUAAUAUUACAUUUUUAACCAUGUCUGGACCAAGUUCGAAUUGCAGAAUUGACUGCCGUACUAUCUCUAGAUCCCAAAAUGUCAGUGACCACAUCCUUGAUUUUCAGGUUUGUUGAUCCUAAAACAGGCUAUGCCGUAGAUGCGAUAGCACAGCAUACGGUCUAAACCAGUGUCCGGUGAGGGUGGCGGUGAUCAUGGCAAUCGCACUCAGUGGGAUCCAAACCAACCUCUUUUUUCUUGCUGGUUAAGAUCCUGGGCAAGUGUUUGUUGUGGGUCAGGGAAUGUGGUUGCUCGCCUAGGUACUGGUCCGGUCGUGCCAGCUACCUGCGCUCUUCCCCGCCUUCGGUCGUCUUGACCCCAGGCCCAGAUGGGGAGGGGGGGAGUGCGGUAGAUGCUGUGCAAGUUUACUAUCACUAUAAUCUUACUCACGCGCGAGUUACCGCCCGUGCGUGCACCCUACUGUAAAGUACACGGUCACAUCAUCGGUCACGAGGGUUGAACAGUCGUGAUUUUUGGGAUUGGUAAACGUCCGUCUUCACAAAACUCCGUUUUUUUUCAAUUCAUCUUCAUAAGGCCUUUAAGGUAACUCGUCGGUCAGAAGAAUAUUGGCUGCUGAGUGGAAAGACCGAUAGUAGUGUAAUGUAGGAUGGUACUGGCUCACAGAGCAACGUGACAAAACAAUGGAAGGAAAGAAGAAAUAGCCAUGGGCUUUGAGCUGUCGGGAUCUGAGACUCGAAUAUCGAAUACAGUUGAUGUCGGCAUAUCAAGAAGACGAGUAGAUGGGAGAGAGGGAGGGAGCAGGGGCGAAUCGGAUGUCGUCUCAGUCGACAGGAUGUACUACUUAGAUUUUGGUCGUGGUGGCCCUGAAACCUCGAGGCAGCUGAGUUUUGUGAAAAAAGUUCGUCAAGAAGAGUGACUACCGUCCCUGCUAUUGACCCUCUGUGUUCAAGUGACCUUUGUGAGGGUUUCCCUGAAAACCUGCGAUUGUACUUGCAACGCAUAUUCACGUUUCCUUCCAAAAUUUUCGGUGUCGGUAAUGCAGCCGGGAUUAUUUUCCCUAAAAAGGGUAGCAGUCCUGCUGCCUAUUUUUUAAUGAAACGGUAAAACGUAAAUCAAAUCACACUUGCCACGCAUCUUGUAUGAAUCUCUAAAUGAUAACUACCCAGACCAGUGUGCAAUCUUUUGAAACGUUACGGUAGAGCGGACGAUGGAUUUCCCGCGCAAACAGGUCAACGUCAUGAAAAGGCUUCAGCAAACACGUAUUUUCGAUGAAUUCUUAUCGGUUUUUUUGACUUGCCUAGCAAUUUAAUGUGAAGUGAAGUGUUGAGCCAGCCUCCGCUAGUCCCACGAACCUAAAAGACCACGUUUAAGGUUCUACCCUACCCCGCACUAACCCUAGGUUUGCCUGUAGGCCUGACGAGACUGCAUCGCAUGCAUGCCUGCCGAAGCCGCCUGUGCGUCAGAACAAUUUUCAGAGCAAGGGGUCUUCAUUUGCAUAACAGCUGCCAUUACUGGACUCCGCUGCAUUGUUGUUAGACAGCACUGACGUGCACUCUUCCAUAAAGUACACACUUUGAGAAGUUUUGCUUGAUCAGCGGAAUCAGAAAUGCGUCUAAACAGAUUGUGAAGAUUUAUUUUACAAAAAAGCGCGGCAUGCCACUAGAAACUGCAAAUUAUCAUUCACAAAUCGAACAGGCAUGGCGGCCAAAAGAAAUACCAGUGGUAUUUUAUCUUGGAUAGUUUGUGCAUUGCAUGGCGGAAGCAUUUGAAGAGGACCUACUGACAUUUUUCUAAACGGCUAAAGAGAUUAAGUCAUUAAUUACUAUUUUGCAGACGAUUCCAUUUGUCACUGGCAUGUGUCGGGGCCUAGGUGUUACCAUUAGAACUGCACUGGUGACUCUAGUUUUCACAAAUUGGACUUGACGAUGACGGCUACAGUCGCUAAUGAGAUGAAAAUGCCUUCGAAAUUGGUAAUGCGUCAAAAUAUUUGCAAGAUUUUCGCGUCUUUCUGAUAGCUUUCCACGUCACGACGAACAGGAUUGCGUGAGCAAAUCAGGGCACAACGUCCAUAGAGAAUAGUCCAUCAGGGAUACGGUGGUGGUGGUGGUGGUGGUGGUGGUGGUGGUGGUGGUGGUGGUGGUGGUGGUGGUGGUGGUGGUGACAAUGACACAUCUAAGUGACUGACGGGAAUGCUUGGAAAGUUGUCGAACUCUGCCACUUUUGUCAGCAAGAAGACAACAAGAGAAGUAUUUUAGGCUAAGCGGAUGCAAGCGCAGACUUUUACCGGUCGUAAUCUAUAAAGAGAGCAGGGUAACACGUACUUGACAAUUUCCUCAAAUUAAUUUAUCAUGUAUUUCCGAUUAAUUCUUAUGCGUAUGGAUACCGCUUUGAGACAAUUCUCAACAUUAAUCGUGCAGAACGUAAACUGUACAUAAAAAAUCCCCUAAUCACAGAUAACUGACUUGUUUGAUAAAAGGUCUUCUUUACACUGACGUAGGUUUCUUCCUGCUAGGUCUAUACAAAAGGCCAAUAGGCGCUUUGAUUUUUUUUAUUUGCUCUUGGUAACUGAGACCAUCGCAUAAUUUGCCCAAAACAUUUUGACACUGCGUGAACUGAUUAGACGGACUCCAAUAUUUUCGAAUUUGCGUUUACUCCUUUGCUGUUUUUUAAACGGCACAGGCUUUUAAAAAUACAUUUUUUCGCUGCUUCACUUCUAGUGCCAGCGCCAUAACUUCGGUGGUCCAGUCUGCGGGCCAAAACCAACGUACGAGAACAAACGCGAAUUCACGCAUUCGCAACUGAACGCUUCAAAGGGCAUUAUCGGUCUGCAAGCUGGUUACAACAAGGGCGCUAACCAAUCCGGCCUCAGCUUUGGAGCCAGCCGUCACGUGGCCGACCUCAAGGUCGACGAGAUGUCUGCUGGAGGCAAGAGUCUAAUUGGUUUACAGGCAGGAUCCAACCUAGGCGCCAGCCAAUCUGGUAUGAGUAUGGGCGCGCAGAGACACAUUGCAGAUAUCAAGGUCGACCAGAUGUCUGGUAGUGGUCAGACCGUCAUCGGCCUCCAGGCGGGGUCAAAUCAGGGAGCCAGCCAAUCAGGGAUGAGUAUGGGUUCAGUGCGCCACAUUGGAGACAUCCAGAGUGGCGAGCUCUCCAGAAGUGGUCAGGGUGUUAUCGGACUGCAGGCGGGCAGCAACAAAGGCGCCUCGCAGACGGGAAUGGCCUUUGGAACCCAGCGACACAUAAACGAUCUUAACGUUGGAGGGAGAAAAUGA